AUGCCGAUUGCGGAGGCAGGAUUGCGGCGGAUCACAUUCAAACUUCUGGGAACCGGAUGUGUAGGCAUCGGAAUCGCCGGCGCUUUUCUGCCGCUCCUUCCGAGCACAAUCUUUUUCAUCAUGGCCGCCGCCUGCUUUGCCAAGUCCUCUCCGGCCCUUGAAGCGAAGAUACUCGAUCACCCUGUAUUCGGUCCGCCGGUGAUCGCAUGGCGGGAGCAUGGUGCCAUUCAGCCCAAGGCAAAGGUGAUUGCGAUCAUGGGCAUGAUAUUCGGAUAUGCAAUGUUCUUCUGGUCCGCUUCGCCUGCUCUCUGGCUCGCCGUGAUCGUGGCUCUCUUCAUGAUCGGCAGCGCGGCCUAUGUGCUUUCCCGCCCCUCCGGACCCAAGGCACAGACCCCGGGUGCAUCGCCAGGUUAA
Molecule: messenger RNA, 414 nt
Organism: Effrenium voratum
Lineage: Eukaryota; Dinophyceae; Suessiales; Symbiodiniaceae
Source: the annotation of a GenBank genome assembly